This is a messenger RNA of Camellia sinensis, 441 nucleotides long. Lineage: Eukaryota; Viridiplantae; Streptophyta; Magnoliopsida; Ericales; Theaceae. The record is from RefSeq and is a predicted model, not a curated record.
AUGAAAACCUUAUCUGACCAGGCUGCAUCGGCCGUUAAAGCCAAAGAUGUGGCCGAGGAAAAAGCUGAGGCCGCUAAGGCCAUCAAGAAGGUUCUUGAGGCCGAAAAGAAAGAGGCCAAAGAAAAGAUGACCCAAGCCCAAAAAGAACUUCAAGAUGCCUUGGCCACCAAAGCUGCCGAGGUCAAGGCUGCAGAUGAAAAGCCAUACGCUGAGGGGGUGGCUGAUGUCACGACGGACUAUGAAAAACAGGACAGUGAGGAGGUUCCCAAUGAUAUUACUCCUAAGAAGGCAUCAUCGUACGUGCCUCUCGCCGACAAGAGCCUCGAUCAAAUCGUUCAAGAAAUAGAUGCUGAGCUUGCGACUGAGAAGCCUACCGAGAUGUCCUCUCAGCAGUCUUCUGAACUUCAGACCCAAUCAACUGGUGUUGCCGAAGAGUCUUAA